Molecule: messenger RNA, 2301 nt
Organism: Plectropomus leopardus (leopard coralgrouper)
Lineage: Eukaryota; Metazoa; Chordata; Actinopteri; Perciformes; Serranidae
Gene: gpr132b
Product: G protein-coupled receptor 132b
Biological process (GO): negative regulation of G2/M transition of mitotic cell cycle; G protein-coupled receptor signaling pathway; G1/S transition of mitotic cell cycle
Cellular component (GO): membrane
Molecular function (GO): G protein-coupled receptor activity
Source: RefSeq, a predicted model, not a curated record
GAGGAAGAGGGUGAAGGGGAGGAGGAGAAGAGGAGGAGAAGGGGAGGUGCUGCAGUAACAAAGGAGGCCUCCAGAUGGCGGCAGCUUCUUUGAACUUUUCUAAAUGUUUGUCAGUGACGUCACUCAGUGAUUGACUAUUGUUUUGUUUGUUUGUUUUUUGUUUUUGUUUUUUCACAAUAAAAGCCGCUUCCUGUUGCUUUGUUGGGAUGAAUAAAUGAAGAUGAUGAAACGAUGAAGAUGAAAUGAUGAAUUAAAGAUGGAGGAUGAAUAAAUGAUGCGGUCACGUGACCCGCAGCAGGACGCCGCCUCGCUUCAGUCAGACCCGUCAGACCGCACGAGGACACACGCGGAGGAUGCACGAGAGCCGGUCAGGUCUCAUGAUGGCGAUGGUCGUCCAGACGAUGAUGUGGCGUUUGCCUCUCACCUCUGAUUGGUCAUCUCUCCCCGCAGAUAUGCACGAGACGCCGGUGACCGAGACGCUUCCUCUGACCAAUGGCACGGGUUUUAGGCCAUGCGAGCCUCCGUACGAGGAGGGCCGGCUGCCGCUGGUGCUGCUGUACAGCGGCGUGCUGGCAGUGGGGCUGCCCGCCAACUUGCUGACUGUCUACCUCACCUGGCUGCAGGUGAGCAGGAAGAACGUGCUGGGCGUGUACCUGUGGAGCCUGUCGCUGUGUGACCUCACCUACCUCGGCACGCUGCCGCUGUGGGCGCACUACGUCGGCAGCGGUCACUUGUGGCCGUGGAGUUCAGCGGCGUGCAAGCUGACGGGCUACGUCUUCUUCAACAACAUGUACAUUAGCAUCUUCCUGCUCUGCUGCAUCUCCUGCGACCGCUACGUCGCCGUCGUCUACAGCAUUGAAUCCCGCGGCCUCCGCCGCCAGCGCCUCGCCGUCUUUGUCGCCCUCACCAUCGUGCUGGUGGUCGCUGUUGGUCACAUUCCCGUCUUCACUAUGAGGGAGGGCGACGUCGCCGAGGGCCGCCGGCACUGCUUCGAGCCGAGUCAGAGCAGCGCCACGGUGACAGGCUUCAACUACGCCCGCUUCAUGGUCGGCUUCCUGAUUCCGCUGCUGGUGCUGGUGGCGACCAACCGCGGCAUCCUGGCCAACGUGCGGCGCAGCACCGGGCUGCGGCGGGAGCAGAAGGAGCGCGUCCGCUGGUUGGCGGUGGCUGUGGUGGUGCUGUUCCUGGUCUGUUUCGCCCCGUAUCACGCCAUCCUGCUGGUCCGCGCUGUCAUCUACCACUUCCCCCAGCUGGAGGACGGCACCUGUCUGUUCGAGCGGACCAUGUACACACCAUACACCAUCUCGCUCGGCCUGUCCACCGUCAACAGCGCCGUCAACCCCAUCCUCUACGUCCUGUCCAGCGACAACAUCCGCAAAGAGCUAAGACGAGGCCUCGCGCAGCUCUGCCGCCGGCCGCACCUCAGACCUCCAUCCAGCAGCAGCCACAACAAGACUCCACCCACCAGGGACUCUUCACAGACUCCACCCACCAGGGACUCUUCACAGACUCCACCCACCAGGGACUCUUCACAGACUCCACCCACCAGGGACUCUUCACAGACCCCGACUACCAUUUGCUCCUCACAGACCCCGCUCAACAGGGACUCUCCACAAACCCCGCCCACCAUUUGCUCCUCACAGACCCCGCCCACAAGGAACUCCUCAGAGCUGAACAUUCUGACUGAGGCCGAGAGACCACAUGGAGAAAAACCACCAGGGAGUUGACCAACAUCAGCUGGACUUCCUGGUUUCUGAUGGUCUCUGAUGGACUUUGAUGAUUUCUGAUUAACUUUGAUGGUCUCUGAUGGACUUCGAUGAUCUCUGAUGGAUUUUGAUGGACCUUGGUGGUCUCUGAUGUACUCUGAUGGACUCUGAUUGUUUCUGAUGGAGUUUGAUGGACCCUGUUAGACUCUAGCGGUAUCUUGUAUGAAGAUCGGUGGACCUGAACAUGUCUGGAGGAGAUCAGGUUGAUCUGGACCAAUCAGGAUGAGACGGAUCAAUGAAGUUUAUAAACUGAGUUUCAGAUUAAGUAAAGAAUAAAAGACUGUUUCUUGUUUUUCUACUUUCGUGUUAAAGUUCACUUCCUGUCUGUAAAUAAAAUGUAAUCAGACUCCAGGAGCUCAGACUGUUUUUUCUAAACAUCUGUCCUUCGAUGGUCGACUCGCGUCCCCCAUAGUGUGUGUGUGACCAAAUGCUUUCCCUCCGGUGGCACUGCCUCGUUAUUGUGUCUGGAAUUAAAUGUUGUCUUUUUUAUGGCUGCAGCAUUGGUGAAGAGCCCCGUACGAAUUUUUUACUUUGU